Molecule: messenger RNA, 1012 nt
Organism: Hibiscus syriacus
Lineage: Eukaryota; Viridiplantae; Streptophyta; Magnoliopsida; Malvales; Malvaceae
Product: SAGA-associated factor 29 homolog A-like
Exons: 9
Coding region: 100-906 (268 amino acids)
Cellular component (GO): SAGA complex
Source: RefSeq, a predicted model, not a curated record
AAGAGGAAAAGAAAAGGUAAAAUUAAGGAUUGUGAUGAAGUAAUCUGGCGAAAGAGACAGCGUUGUAUUUCCGGCGAAAAUAGGAAAUAAUAUUGAACGAUGUCGUCGCCGGACAUUGCUUCAAUCUUGGAAAACUCAAGGGAACUCGAUCGGUUAAGGAAAGACCAAGAAGAGGUGCUUGUUCAAAUCAACAAGCUUCACAAGAAGCUCCAAGCUACUCCCGAGGUAGUUGAGAAACCUGGUGAUUCUUCAUUAUCAAGGCUAAAAAGCUUAUAUGUUCAAGCGAGAGAUCUUUCGGAGAGAGAAGUAGCGAUUUCCAGCUCGUUACUAGGUCAACUUGACACUUUUCUGCCAUCUGGACCUCCGGGACAUCAACGAAGAAAAAUGGAUGGUACUGAUCAGAAAAGGAAAAGAAUGAAAUCUGAUUCAGAUAUCUCUCGCAUUUCUCCUUCUAUGCGGAGUCAUAUUGAGGCUUGUGUUAGUCUCAAAGAUGAACAGGUAGCUGCAAGGGUCACCUCAGAUGCUGAAAAGGACGAGUGGUUUGUUGUGAAAGUAAUAAAUUUUGAUGAGAAAACGAAAGAAUUUGAAGUACUCGAUGAGGAGCCAGGUGAUGACGAAGAUGGUGGUCUCCAAAGGAAGUACAAGCUGCCUGCAUCUUGCAUCAUACCGUUCCCCAAGCAGAACGAUCCCUCUAGUACUCAAGAAUUCCCUGCGGGGAGACAUGUUUUGGCCGUUUAUCCGGGAACAACUGCACUCUAUAAAGCAACUGUCAUCAGUACACCUCGAAAGAGGAAAUCCGACGAGUAUUUACUGGAAUUUGAUGACGAUGAAGAAGACGGAGCUUUGCCACAGAGGACGGUGCCGUUUCACAAAGUGGUUCCAUUGCCGGAAGGGCAUAGACAAUGAGAUGUGUGUAUAGAAAUAUGUAUAAUGAGUUGGCUUUUUAAACAUGUCAAUGGAUCUUGAUUUUAAUGUAUGGGAUUAGUAAUGAAAGAUUGACAACUUAUAUCCA